Notodromas monacha is the source of this 285-nucleotide messenger RNA. The record is from the annotation of a GenBank genome assembly. NCBI's taxonomy places the organism in Eukaryota, Metazoa, Arthropoda, Ostracoda, Podocopida, Cyprididae.
ACGAUUCAUGCAUUGAAAAAAAUUGGAAGUUUUCGAGUAUUCAAAAGCUUGCGAAAUUUCGCAUCAGCUGACUCGAUUUUUGCGUUCGUCUCUCCUCAGAUAAUUGCGUUUGAUGAACUCAAGACGGAUUACAAGAAUCCAAUUGAUCAGUGCAACAGUUUGAACCCGCUGGUGUUGCCGGAAUACUUGAUGCAUAUGGCGUUCAAUUUAUUAUUGCUAAUUUCCGGUGAAUGGGUGACAGUUCUGAUCAAUGCUCCGCUGAUCGCAUACCAUGUUUUGAGGUAA